Castor canadensis (American beaver) is the source of this 3246-nucleotide messenger RNA. NCBI's taxonomy places the organism in Eukaryota, Metazoa, Chordata, Mammalia, Rodentia, Castoridae. The record is from RefSeq and is a predicted model, not a curated record.
GUACCUGAAGCACACACUGGACCAGUAUGUGGAGAGUGACUACACACUGCUCUACCUGCACCAUGGCCUCACCAGUGACAACAAGCCUUCUCUCAGCUGGCUGCGGGAUGCUUACCGGGAGUUUGACCGAAAGUACAAGAAGAACAUCAAAGCCCUGUACAUCGUGCACCCAACCAUGUUCAUCAAAACCCUGCUCAUCCUCUUCAAGCCCCUCAUUAGCUUCAAGUUUGGACGGAAGAUCUUCUAUGUGAAUUACUUGAGUGAGCUGAGUGAACAUGUGAAGCUGGAGCAGUUGGGAAUCCCUCGCCAAGUGCUCAAGUACGAUGACUUCCUCAAAUCCACACAGAAGAGCCCUGCAACAGCCCCUAAGCCCAUGCCACCACGGCCUCCCCUGCCCAACCAGCAGUUUGGUGUCUCAUUGCAGCAUCUCCAAGAGAAGAACCCAGAGCAGGAUCCCAUUCCAAUUGUGCUCAGGGAAACUGUUGCCUACCUCCAGGCCCACGCUCUUACCACUGAGGGCAUUUUUCGGAGAUCAGCCAACACCCAAGUCGUACGGGAAGUGCAGCAGAAAUACAACAUGGGCCUACCAGUGGACUUUGACCAGUACAAUGAGCUGCACCUGCCAGCGGUCAUCCUCAAGACCUUUCUUCGGGAGCUUCCUGAGCCCUUGCUAACCUUUGACCUCUACCUUCAUGUUGUGGGCUUCCUCAACAUUGAUGAGAGCCAGAGAGUGGAGGCGACACAGCAGGUCCUCCGGACACUGCCAGAGGAGAACUACCAGGUGCUUCGUUUUCUGACUGCCUUCCUGGUGCAGAUUUCUGCCCACUGUGAGCAGAACAAGAUGACAAACACUAACCUGGCUGUGGUCUUCGGCCCUAACUUGCUGUGGGCCAAGGAUGCUGCCAUUACCCUCAAGGCCAUCAACCCCAUCAACACUUUCACCAAGUUCCUCCUGGAUCACCAAGGGGAGUUGUUCCCCAGCACUGAGGCCAAGGGGCCCUGAGCCCAGCCCCCACCCACCUGCUCUGGCAGUCCCCGCUUGGACUCUUGCUCCUGGUGUCAGGCUUGCAGGAGCCCUGGGCUCCAGAAAGGGCUGUGAAGUCCCUGGAGAUGGAUGCUGGAGCCAGUCAACCAGGGAGCAACUCCUUCCUUCAGUUCAUUCCAACUCACAGGCCCUGGCGGCCUCGCUGUUACCAUGAGACAUUUUCUUCGCCUUCUACUUCUCACUGCCUCUCCGGAUGCCUGGUUUCUGCUGGGCUCUCCAGAGCUGGGUUUGGCUCUUCAACAUGGAGAAGGACUGAGCCCCAGUAAUCCGUUUCCUGCUUUUUCCUGCCUCUGUUUUCCUGGCAGCUGUGGACCACAAAAUCACUGCUGGCUGGGCUGGUAGCUGGGGCUGGUCCUCUCCUUCCUGAUUGGUAGGGAAUGGACAGCUGAGGUCCUUGGCUUGGCCUGGCCGAGCUGAGGUGCCUCCCUUUCUGGGUCAGUUGCUCUGCUUUUUUAGGAGUCCACCAAGUGUUGCCUGGAUGUAAGUACCCUGAUCCUGUCCUGCCUACUAAUGGCUCAACUUGGGUAGUUCCGCAGCUAAGGAAUGACAAGGCUGGAGUCACUGUCCUAUUUCUGCCUACUGGGUCCGCCUUUGCCAAGUGGUACUUACUGCCUCAACAUGUCCUAUCCCCCUAGUUCUCCAAGACCAGCAGCUUGGAUGACAGGACUCAGAAUCCCAGCAGCCAUUGCAAUAGGCCCCUUCCCUCCUAGGGAGAGCUCUAGCGUCAGGUGGGCAUGUGGUGAGCAGUCUUUACUCUCCAUGCCUUUACCUGUAUUCUCUCACACGUACAGGUCCUCAGCCACAGGCUCUUGUGGAUGUGUCUGUUGUGGAGUCACUCUGGUCCUUGCUCUGGCCAGAGGUGAUUCAGUGCCUCUAGCCUGGGGAUUCUUGAAGGGGUAGAAGCCUAGAAGGCCCAUAGGAGGGGCAGAGAUUUUGCUAGAUCAGCCCCUGCUGGGCAAGUUCUAGCAACCUUCCUGAGAGAGAGUAUGGGGCCCCAGGAAUCUAUUAUCUUUCAGAAAACCUGGACCCCAGUGAUAGUUGAUCUCCCUCAUUCCACUUUUUCCUGAUGAACCCUGAGUUUCUCUCCCUGCAGCCUUUUCCCCUGGUUGCAGGUACGUACUUAGUGACCCUGCCACCACAGUUGUGGCCAGGCAAACCGACUCCAGAGCCUGUAGUGUGGGGAUUCUCACUGAGCCGGCCCCCAGGCCUCCAGGAGUCUGGAGCUGCUACUGGUUGUCAGUCUCUGUGUUGCUAGCCUGGCCUUCCCUGGGCCACUGCUUCUGCACCCCACCCCCUCUUUUGUAUAUAAAGUGUUUCUCACAGUCCCAAUUACUGGGGUGCCUUUUGAAUAUAUCUUGUCUUUCUCCUGUCCCCUGAUCUGUUGGUCUGAACCUGGGGGCACUUGUACUGUGAAUCAAGUGUUCACAUUCACACGUAUGACUUCCUUGGCACCAAUCAUGGAUUUCACCAUUUGCACUUUUUGUAUUUCAAUAAAAAUGGAGAUGGAAAACUGUCCUCCAGUCCAUCACUUGUGAGCAGGUCAAAGGCCAUCUUCUAGGCCUGUCACUUUUUUUUUGUACCUGCAGCAUUCCAGCUGGUCAGAUCUGCAUGUGUUGUAUCUAGGACCAAGAGCCCUUGUGCUCUCACCUGGAAGGUACUGGAAGCUUGAAGGGAACUUAGAUUUUUCUAAAGCCAGCAAGGGAGAAAACUAGAGUGGACUGUGGUGAACAUAGGAUGGCUUGGGAGUCACACUAGGGUUUGGCUCAUGGUUCCAUCAGUUCCCACCUCUAACAGUGACAUAGUACUGGCCUCACUUUCUGAGACCAUCUCAUCAGAAUGUGGUUCCUCUGAGGACCAAAAAUACUGUCUGCGGUACCUAACACAGUGGUAACCAGGACCAUGAGUGAAGUGACAGCUGGUUUGGAACCCCUGUAUCCUUUUCCUUUGGCAGUAUUAGGGUUUGAACUCAGGGCAGGGACUCUACCAUUUGAGCCACACCUCUGCCCUUACUUUUCUCCUCACCCUGCCCUUGGCUUAGGAGGUGAAACUUUCCACCAGCCACCUACCAGGUAGAGGCUAUGAAAGAUCAGGUUUUCCCUUCCUCUUUCAAGCAGAUUUGCUUUGCUUUAAAGGUUAAGAUGGUAAAUUUUGGGCUGAGUCGUUAGCUCAGUAGUAGAGCACCUGCUUACCAUGUACAAGGC